Messenger RNA from Coregonus sp. 'balchen', 1613 nucleotides. Lineage: Eukaryota; Metazoa; Chordata; Actinopteri; Salmoniformes; Salmonidae. The record is from the annotation of a GenBank genome assembly.
AUGCCAGUGCUGGACGGUCUCGAUGAGUCACCUGUACUGCUGGCGUGUGAAGUGAAACUGACAUGCAAAAGUAAUAUAAUAGUCUAAUUUUGUUCUGAAAAGUUACGCCAUAUUCAUGUAAAUGUUUUCAGUUUUUAGUUACCCACUCGCAACUUGCUAUAUUCAUUGCCCAUCAAUAGAUAUUAUUGAAAUACUAGCCUGGAAUUCAGACCUGUUUUGUGCUAACAUUCAACUCUUUGCCACUCUGUCAUUUUGAAAGUCUGACUGGUUUUCUCUGUGGUUGUUUCAGGGAAGUCGUGUGGCUCCCCAGGAGAAGGGAAGAACGGCCAUUUUGAUCUCUCUGAGGGGAUCUUGUUUGGUGACAAGGUUGUUGCUACCUGUAACACUGGGUCAGUGAUUUCCAAAUAGGCCUUCAUCAAACUUACACUCCCUAAAAGUUAAACAAAACGUGUUUGUUGUCCUAAAACCAAAGCUCCAAAUACUGUCUCAUAUUGUCUAAUCUUUCUCUUUUUCAGCUAUAUGCUUGUGGGCAGCGAUGUAAGGACCUGUAUGGACGGAGGCUGGGAUGGCAGAGUUCCUUUAUGUGAAGGUUAGUCAUCUGAAGGAGCAUGUCAAGUGAAAAUAACAAUAACUUUAACAGUUCUGUGCUUGUGCCUAAAUCAAAACUCUUCAUAACUGAUCAUAACUGCUGUUGUGUUCUAAUCUGCAGUGGUGAAGUGUGGAAAGCCCCCCACCAUUGUCAACGGUGGGCCUGUUGUCCAACCUGAAGAGAUGUAUAACUAUGGAGAUGUUGUGCAAUAUGGCUGUGAGAAGGAUUACACUCUGGUUGGAACUAAAUCCAUAACCUGCUCUGAGAAUGGAGAAUUCCAUUCUGUAUGGUUGUUAACAAAAUAUAGAACUGCUCACAUGAACUGCUUACAACAGGGGUGUCAAAGUCAAUCCAUGGAGGGCCUAGAGUCUGCUGGUUUUUGUUUUUUCCUUUCAAUUAAGACCUAGACAACCAGGUGAGAGGAGUUCCUUACUAAUUAGUGAUCUUAAUUCAUCAAUCAAGUACAAGGGCGGAGCGAAAACCCGCAGACAUUCGGCCCUCCAGUGAAUGAGUUUGACACGUGGCUUACACUGAUCAAAUCUAUAUGGGCUCCACUUUUUUCCUCCACCACACAAUCGUGAGCAUGUUCCAGAUGACCUCCUCUGAAAGAUAAAUGUGUAAAUAUCACAGUAUCUAGCCUAAUAAAAUAGAACAUAAGCACAGAUGUGCAUGAAACAGGCUAAGCAAGCAGUCUAAAACAUGGAUAAUGUGUAGGCCUAUUCUGAAAACCAUGAUGCAACAUUGAGCUCAGAGGAAGUGGGUUACAAUAGAAUCUACCCUAUUUAUUUGAUAUAUAUUGAUUAGUUGCAGGAUUCAUAAAGGGGUGGUUAUAACAACAUUGUGUGUAUUGCUUCAAGUAGUCUAAAACCAAUAAAUAAUAUACUUGGGUCACAUUGUUCACCUCAAAACAGUACCUAAUGACAUCUCUCUUUGUUUAUGUCUGCAGUGGUCUCAUGUCUUCCUCCUGUUGUUGAGAAUGGCGUUUCGGAUUGAAGGCCGUCCCCCCUAUACGUACAAGUCUUUU